GAAAGAUUCUCAAUAUCAUCCUACUCUGCAGAUCCAGCUCUCCAAAGACUGAGACCCCAUGAUGCAGCUCUUCCUCUUCUUGUCUGGUCUGGCUUUAGUAGCCGUGUCUCCUCUGGCUGCGUAUGAGCUGGAGCAUGGACACUGUUCCUCCACAUGGUACAACUUCAGAGGCCGCUGCUACAAAUACAUGGCCACUCGUAUGACCUGGAGUGACGCAGAGCACUACUGUGUGUCACAGAGAGCCAACCUGGUGUCUGUUCACAGCGAGGACGAGCAUAACUUUGUCAGAUUCCUUAUCAGGUCCUUUGAUCCUGCUCAGGGAAGAACCUGGAUGGGGCUCACUGACAUCCACAGAGAAGGCCGGUGGCUGUGGUCUGAUGGCUGCCCGGCCAAUUUUUUCUUCUGGUCAGCAGGGGAGCCGAACAACAAAUUUAAUGAAGAUUGUGCUCACUUCAACUUUGGGUCAUAUCGGAGAUGGAACGAUGUUCCAUGUCGUCUGUCAUAUUCCUUUGUCUGUGCAACCAGCACAGACUGCAGAUAAAGAGCUAGAUGUUGGAAAUUCUCCAGUUUAAUGUGGACUGGACUGAAACCUGGACUGCCUGCUUUGAGGACAAUACCCUCUGAACAUGGAAUGCGUGGGCAUAAUGACUAUGCUACUGGUGUACCUAAAGAGGAAAUUUUCACCUUUAUUUUACUGAUAAAUGUGCGACAUUAACAUCAAUAACAAUGUUGAUUCCUGCAACUGAAUACUAUGCAAUUCUCAAAGAGUGUAUUAAUAACAAGAAUGAGCAUUUAUUGGGCAAAAUAAACAUAUUCAAUGUUA
Molecule: messenger RNA, 823 nt
Organism: Cheilinus undulatus (humphead wrasse)
Lineage: Eukaryota; Metazoa; Chordata; Actinopteri; Labriformes; Labridae
Product: lactose-binding lectin l-2-like
Exons: 1
Coding region: 59-541 (160 amino acids)
Source: RefSeq, a predicted model, not a curated record